Molecule: messenger RNA, 573 nt
Organism: Engraulis encrasicolus (European anchovy)
Lineage: Eukaryota; Metazoa; Chordata; Actinopteri; Clupeiformes; Engraulidae
Exons: 5
Coding region: 1-573 (190 amino acids)
Source: RefSeq, a predicted model, not a curated record
AUGCUGCUCGAACGAGUGAGGCGAACACAUCGCGGGCUGGGGGAAGAACUGCAGUGGCGCGUUGGACUACAGGACAGCUUUAGGUCCCCUCAUAAUGAGGAAGUUACUAAGGCUAUUCUUCAAGCCAUCAAGGAUUCUGGGGAGAGCUGGGGACCCGAGAGCUUACUCAGAAAAGCCUGUAAUAGGUUCUUUGAGAAUCUAAAAAGCCAAAAGCGACUUGACCUUGAGGGGAGGAUUGACGAGGUGAAAACCAGAAAAAAGCUGACAAGCAGACGUGAGAGGCUUUUCAGACGACUACAAAUGGUGGCGCUGGAUGUUUUGGAUGAGGACGACCUCCAGCUCUUGAAGGGGGCGGAUGCCAGCCUUAUGUCCGAUGAGGAAAGUGGGGAGGAGGACAAGGGCACGUUUGUGGUGCUCUCUCCAAGGUGGAGGAGUGCGCGCCUUACGCGUAUAUUGCAUAGAUGUCAGCAGGCGCUGGAGGCCAACGGGAGGAUGGGACGUAAGCCAGGGAGUUCCAGCCGGCGAGCUACUUUGAACGGCCGUUUCUGUGCUCGGGACCCCCCUGCUGCGUGA